Capsicum annuum is the source of this 1708-nucleotide messenger RNA. RefSeq names its product U11/U12 small nuclear ribonucleoprotein 25 kDa protein. The coding region runs from base 491 to 1432 and encodes 313 amino acids. Gene Ontology annotation, cellular component: U12-type spliceosomal complex. Gene Ontology annotation, molecular function: protein binding. Lineage: Eukaryota; Viridiplantae; Streptophyta; Magnoliopsida; Solanales; Solanaceae. The transcript is spliced from 9 exons. Gene Ontology annotation, biological process: mRNA splicing, via spliceosome. The record is from RefSeq and is a predicted model, not a curated record.
UGUUUAAUAAUUGGCCCUUUUUUGUGCUUUUUUUUCUGGUGUAUUUGAUGUGUGCAGUCAGAUUUGUAGCUAUUUGCUAUUUUUGUUAUCACUUUUCCCAUUUUCUCCUCCUCCAUUUAUGAAAGCCAAUGAAUUUAAUUGCAGAAAAUUUUUGUCCAUCCAAUAAGCAUAUUAUAAUUCUUAUAUUGUUGUUAUACAUUACCGAAUUGCUUGUUAGAGGCGGAUCUAACAUUUGAAGCAUAUAGGUUUGCGAUUCUAGUUCGUUUAAGUUACGGUAAUAACAUAUUUAGUGUAAUUCUACUCUUACCGUACCUCUAUCUUAGGGAGGUAGAGAGUAGAGAGGAGAGGUUGUCCAAUAGAGCUCGGGUCAAGAAAAAGCAUAUCAGAGCUUUUUUUAUUUUGAUUGUGAAUUCGGAUAUACAAUCUUUAAGAAACAGCCUCUGGCAGAAAUGCAAGAUAAAUUCAUUGGUUGUGUAACUGUGUGAUUCUGAUGGGGCAUCACGAGACGAAUUCUUCCAGUAGUAGAGACAGGUCUCCCUCACAGCAAAGGCACAGGCAUAGGCGUAAGGAAAGGGAUUUGGAUAGAGAAUUGUCAUCUGAAAGAAGAGAACGAAGGUCAGGAAGAGAUUUAAUUGAGCGUAGAUCACCUAGGCCGAGACGUGAUUACUCUUAUUCGGCUUCAAAUCAUCAAAGCAUGGAUCAUCAUAGAUCAAGUUCAAGUUUUAGUGUUGACACAGAAAGACAAAAUGAGGUCUUCUACUCAACUGGUUCCAAAAACUGGAAGGACAGAGAUGUUAGCAUGGCUAGAAUGAAGGCAGAUGAAAAGGACCUGGAAGCUAAAGAGGAGCAAAUGACAAUGUUGGAGAUGUCUGGAGAUCUUACCAUGGAAUCUAAACAACUCACAGAGGGAAGAAAGGAGGAAACCAACAUUUCACUGGAAUAUAGCAGUGACAUGAAGAAGGCAAGACUCCAUUCAACACUGGUUGCUCUCCUCAACGAUCCUGUGCUUGCUGACGUACCAAGAAAACCAACUCUGACGGAUGUGGACACCCUUAUCAGCUUAGAACUUGGCAGUGCUAUGCGUAUCUCUAUCCUCAAAUUGGAUGGCAGCUCCUUUGAUGUGACAGUGAUGAAUUCCGCAACAGUUAAGGACUUGAAACAGGCUGUUCGUAAAAGGACUGACGACACCGAGCAAUCUCAGAUGGGCCAUCGGCACAUUUCUUGGAGGCAUGUGUGGUCAAAUUUUUGCCUUUUAUUCCACAAUGAGAAGUUAUUAGAUGAUACUGCUAAACUUCAGGACUACGGCAUUAGGAACAAUGCUCAGGUGCAAUUCAUUCCCUAUGUCAUCUCGAGGGCCUUUAAGAGGCAUUCAAAGAGGAGAAAACACAGAUUCUUUCAUGGCCUAAGCAAAAAGGGACGUACAACGGAUUGAAUCAAGGGUUAGAUUGCUGCAUACAGAAACUACAGAAUGAUUGUACCUAAGCUUCUGGGAUGAAAUCAUGGAUGUAAUAACAAUGGUGUAGUAAAGUUGAGUGCCUUUGGCUUAUCCCUGAUCAUAUAAGUACCGAGGACUUCCUGGUUUAGAGAUGAGCUUAAAUGCAGUGAAAUGGAUAACGAAUCUUCAUAUAGCCCAUCUUAUCUUGUAGUUAUUCUAUUGUUUAACAGUCUUUAACUUUAUAAAUUAUAGCUAGGAGACGUACCAAAGAAA